Messenger RNA from Calypte anna (Anna's hummingbird), 1266 nucleotides. RefSeq names its product mas-related G-protein coupled receptor member A1. Gene Ontology annotation, cellular component: membrane. The transcript has 3 exons. Gene Ontology annotation, biological process: G protein-coupled receptor signaling pathway. Gene Ontology annotation, molecular function: G protein-coupled receptor activity. The record is from RefSeq and is a predicted model, not a curated record. The coding region runs from base 1 to 1266 and encodes 421 amino acids. NCBI's taxonomy places the organism in Eukaryota, Metazoa, Chordata, Aves, Apodiformes, Trochilidae.
AUGCUGGUGGUGCUGGUGGUGGCACUGGUGGUGCUGGUAGUACUGAUGCUGGUGAUGGUGCUGGUGAUGCUGGUGGUAGUGUUGAUGAUGCUGAUGGUGCUGGUGGUGCUGGUGGUGCUGGUGCUCCUCAGAAGCACACAGAUGUUCCUUUCCCUCUUUGCAAGAACGCUUGAGAACGUGACCUGCUUGGCCAACACCAAGAGAAAAGAGUUUGUGAAAAGAUCUGAGGAGGACUCUGAGCUGGAGGCUGCACACCCAGAAAGGAGAAGCAGCAGAUGUUUAGUGAGGAGCACAUUGUUCCCUGCCUUGGAAACAGCUGUUCCUGCUUGCUGGAGCCAGCUUGGUGGGACAGCAUGUGACAGGAGUUGGCCUCCAGGACUGCUGAGACAGGAGGACUAUGAUUACCAAGGGACAGACUGUGAAGUUGGUCACUGGAGCAAAGCCACCAUCACACUGCUCAUCUGCCCCUGGGGGCUGGUGGGGAACGGGGCUGUCCUCUGGUUCCUCAGCUCCUGCUUCCACAGGAACCCCAUCACCAUCUACGUCCUUAACCUGGCCCUGGCCAACUUCACCUCCCUCCUCUCUGUCACUCUUGCCCUGCUGAUAUUUCACAGCCCAGGGAGCCUUUGUCACAGGCUGGGCUCACGGGAUGUGACAACCCUGUUGAACAUCACCAUCCUCUUCGCUUUCACCGCCAGCAUCUACCUCCUGGCAGCCUUCAGCACUGUGACCUCUUUGUCCAUCCUCCCCCCAGUCCACCACAUCUGCCACAGCUCCUGGAUCUUGCCAGUGCUCAUCUGUGCCUUGCUAUGGCUCCUCUCCUUCCUCCUCACCAUCAUCCUCUACUUCUGCCCCACACUGCUCAUUGUCUUCCUCCUGAGCUACCUCCUGUCGAUGCUCACCCUGGUCUUUUCACCUCUAACCCUGCUAGCCAGGAUCUUGUGUUGGUCCUGGCAAUACCCUCCAAGGAGGCUCUGUCUUGUGGUCCUCUUGGUUGUCUUCUUCUUCCCGUUCUUCACUGCUGAUUUUGGUUACUGGCUCUUGCUAUGGCUGUUGGAUUUCUCAGUUUUUGUCUUUGAUGCCUCUGUCCCCUUCGCCUGCCUGAACAGCACCAUCAGCCCUGUGAUUUACUUCUUGGUUGGGAGCUUCAGGAAAAAGUUCACACUCUCUCUUAGACUUGCUUUCCAGAGGGCUUUUGAAGAGGUGACAGAGCCCCCAAAUAGAGGUGGAACUCCCAGAGAAAACACAGUGGAAAUAUCUCUUUAA